Panthera uncia (snow leopard) is the source of this 1587-nucleotide messenger RNA. RefSeq names its product inositol-3-phosphate synthase 1 (gene ISYNA1). The transcript has 10 exons. Bases 100 to 1587 code for a protein of 495 amino acids. Gene Ontology annotation, cellular component: cytoplasm. Gene Ontology annotation, biological process: phospholipid biosynthetic process; inositol biosynthetic process. Gene Ontology annotation, molecular function: inositol-3-phosphate synthase activity. NCBI's taxonomy places the organism in Eukaryota, Metazoa, Chordata, Mammalia, Carnivora, Felidae. The record is from RefSeq and is a predicted model, not a curated record.
UGGACAGGGUAGACCAGGCCCAGCAGAGGCCUCCCGAAGUGCCAGAGCCCCCAGGAGCAGGGAACGCGUGGGGCCAGGGGAGCACCCACGUUUGGGGAAAUGAUGAAAACGGCGGUGACGGCGCUAUUUUAUUGUUUCUCCCAACUAGGCCGGCUCGCUGGGGCCGCCCCUGUGCCCAUGAUGGGGAUGGGGACGCUGAGGCCCAGUGGAAUCCCACAGGCCCGGGAUGCCAGCAGGGAUGGCUGUCCUUGUCCCAUGUUCCAGCUCUCCGCGAUGGAGGCCACAGCCGAGUUCGUGGUCGAAAGCCCCGACGUGGUCUACGGCCCUGACGCCAUCGAGGCUCAGUACGAGUACCGGACAACGUGCGUCAGCCGCGAGGGCGGUGUCCUCAAGGUAUACCCCACGUCCACGCGCUUCACCUUCCGGACCGUCCGGCAGGUGCCCCGGCUCGGGGUCAUGCUCGUCGGCUGGGGUGGGAACAACGGCUCCACGCUCACCGCUGCCGUGCUGGCCAACCGGCUGCGCCUGUCCUGGCCCACGCGCACCGGCCGCAAGGAGGCCAACUACUACGGCUCGCUGACGCAGGCCGGCACCGUUAGCCUGGGCUUGGACGCCGAGGGCCAGGAGGUGUUCGUGCCCUUCAGCGCACUGCUGCCCAUGGUGGCACCCGACGACCUCGUGUUCGACGGCUGGGACAUAUCAUCCGCGAACCUGGCUGAGGCCAUGCGGCGCGCGCAAGUAUUGGAUUGGGGACUGCAGGAGCAACUGUGGCCACACAUGGAGUCCCUCCGCCCCCGGCCCUCUGUCUACAUCCCCGAGUUCAUCGCCGCUAACCAGAGUGCGCGUGCGGACAACCUCAUACUUGGCACUCGCGCCCAGCAGUUGGAGCAGAUCCGCAGGGACAUCCGUGACUUCCGGUCCAGCGCUGGGCUCGACAAAGUCAUCGUCCUGUGGACAGCGAACACGGAGCGCUUCUGCGAAGUGGUCCCAGGCCUCAACGACACUGCUGAGAACUUGCUGCGUACCAUCCAGCUGGGCCUGGAGGUGUCGCCCUCCACUCUCUUCGCUGUGGCCAGCAUCUUGGAGGGCUGUGCCUUCCUCAACGGGUCCCCGCAGAACACGCUGGUACCCGGGGCCCUCGAGCUUGCACGUCAGCGACGCGUCUUCGUGGGUGGAGACGACUUCAAGUCAGGACAGACCAAGGUCAAGUCCGUACUGGUGGACUUCCUUAUCGGCUCCGGCCUCAAGACCAUGUCCAUCGUGAGCUACAACCACCUGGGCAACAACGACGGGCAGAACCUGUCGGCGCCGCCACAGUUCCGCUCCAAGGAGGUGUCCAAGAGCAGCGUGGUGGAUGACAUGGUGCAGAGCAACCCGGUGCUCUACGCACCCGGCGAGGAGCCCGACCACUGCGUGCGUGGGCCGUGGGCCUCGGAGAAACUUGAGAGGGCCCACCCAUCAGAGGAUAGCGACUUCUACAUGAAUUAUGAGGGCCUCCACCGUGCCUCCCAGCCUGUCUACUGCAAUCUGCGGUCGCUGGGCCGAGCCCCACUGGACGAAGAGGAGUAUGUGAUCCCUGGGCACUGA